Messenger RNA from Trichosurus vulpecula (common brushtail), 1724 nucleotides. RefSeq names its product C-type lectin domain family 4 member K-like. The transcript is spliced from 6 exons. Gene Ontology annotation, molecular function: signaling receptor activity. Lineage: Eukaryota; Metazoa; Chordata; Mammalia; Diprotodontia; Phalangeridae. The record is from RefSeq and is a predicted model, not a curated record. Bases 69 to 1196 code for a protein of 375 amino acids.
GCAAUGAGCAGGGUUUAUAGACGUGCCACCUGCCUCAGAACCCAGUACCUCAGGAGAGAGCGCGCAAGAUGAACAUUGAUGACUAUGAGAACGUCAGCCUAGGGAAGCCGUCACCUUGGCCACUUGGACAGUUUCUCAGGGUAGAGCCACAUCCAACCCACAGGACUGCACGGAUGGCCCAGGUGGCCCUGGUUCUCCUGACUCUGGCCUUGUUGGCCUCCCUCGCUGCUAUCAUCAUUCUUUAUUUCCAGGUAGAGGCAUGCACAGGAAGUGAGAAGGCCCAGCGGAAGGCCUACCUGGAUAAUAUUACCACCUUGACUUCAGAGAUGCAGAUGUUAAGAAGUCAUUUGGAAAACCCUAGGGUUCAGGUGUUAGAGACCAAGAAGACUAGGAGUGGCUUGGAAGAUGUCACAGCAUCUAGUGCUGUCACAGAAGGGCUAAGAGGUUAUUUGGAGACCAUUACUGUCCUCCCUGUCAGCACCCAUCAGGUACAGACCAGGGCCUCUGGAGUGACCCCUGGGACACCAGAAGGCCACGUGGAGGAGGACCUAAAGCUCGGGAGGGUCACCGAACCACCUGGAGGUCCCAUCAAGGAAGCCCUGGAAUUGGGAGGAAUCCCUGAGACACCCGGCAUCCAUGUGGAGAAGGUCUUAGCAAGUGCUGACAUUCUAGCAGAUGUGAAAAUGUUAAAAGACCUUCUAGAGACUGUUAAUGCCUCCUACAUGGCCGUGAGAGAUGAGUAUAGAACCAUACUAACCCUCCUCUCCAAGGGCUGGAAGUUCUACAAUGGAAACCUCUAUUAUUUUUCCCAAAAGAGUACAUCCUGGAAUGAGGCUGAAAAGUUCUGUGUAUCAUGGGGGUCUCAUCUGACAUCCGUGGCCUCAGAGGAAGAACAGGAGUUCCUUAUCAGGAGAGCCAAGGGCAUGCCAUAUUGGAUUGGCCUGACCAGCCUGGGUACUCAAGGCAGCUGGCAUUGGGUUGAUGGGACUCCCUACAAGACUGACAGCAGAAGGUUCUGGAUGGGAGGUCAACCACAACCCUGGAAUGUGAGAGGCAAGUGUGUGGAGAUGCGGGUCAAGGCCCUGAAGUCAUGGAAGGAUAGGGAUUGUCAAGCUCAUCUCCAGGGUCUCUGUAAAAAAGCUCUGGAGAGGUUUGAAGAAGAUCCGGAUGUGAGUUGGAGGACAGAACUUGACUAGCAUGUCAGCGGCCCAUCCUCAGAAGGGGAGAACAAAGUGGGCCACACCUUCUCUCCCCACCUUGGAAGAAACCAAGACACUGCGGCCGGAAGACCAUGUUCAUGGUCCCUUCUGACUCGGUGUGGGGCUUUGAUAUUGUCGCUUCCCAAGGACACGUAACACCUGGUUUCUUCACAUUUCUUUGGUAGUCUAUAUCUCCCCCUCUGGGGCACAACUAUUAAAGAGGCGGGGCUUUAGAACGUCUGAAAACACCCUGAAAUGGAACUUGGCCUCGAGGAGAAUGAGAUGAUCUCUGAUUUCUGCUCAGUCUUUCAGAAGCUUGGGUGGGAGGGGAAAUUUAUGUGGAAAGGCAGAAAUUGGAGAAUUAUCUUUAUUUCCAGGUUACUCUGAAACUCUGGGAGGAAGCAAGACAAAGAAUAAAUUUAGAGAAUGUUCAGGGGAACGUGUACGUUUGAAGCAGGACUUAUCGUCGUGAAUCCUACAGUCUAACAGAGAGACAGUGGUAGUAGUAGCAGCGGCAGCAGCAGU